Molecule: messenger RNA, 1572 nt
Organism: Ascochyta rabiei
Lineage: Eukaryota; Fungi; Ascomycota; Dothideomycetes; Pleosporales; Didymellaceae
Product: alpha 1,2 mannosyltransferase
Exons: 4
Coding region: 1-1572 (523 amino acids)
Biological process (GO): GPI anchor biosynthetic process
Cellular component (GO): endoplasmic reticulum membrane
Molecular function (GO): alpha-1,2-mannosyltransferase activity
Source: RefSeq, a predicted model, not a curated record
AUGUGGCGGCGUCUCUAUUUCCUGUUGAUCCUGGUGCGCGUCUACUUUGCGCUGUCACCGAGCUAUCUGCACCCGGACGAGAACUUCCAGGGCCCCGAGGUCAUAGCCGGCCGUGUCUUCGACUAUCCCGUCCACGAAACAUGGGAGUUCACCGCAGAGCACCCCAUCCGCAGCACCUUCCCGCUAUGGCUCGCAUACGGCUGGCCCAUGUACAUGCUGCGCUGGCUGUGGGAGGGCUUUGGCUACGCCGUCUCGCCCUCGGUCGUCUACUGGACCCUGCGCGUGCUCAUGCUCGCCCUGAGCGUCGUCAUGGAGGACUGGGCCGUCCAUGAGCUCGUCGACUCGCCCCGCGCCCGACGCGUCGCCGUGCCUCUGGUCGCCUCGUCCUACGUCACCUGGACCUUCCAGACGCACACCUUCUCCAACAGCCUGGAGACGCUGCUCGUGUGCUGGAGUCUGGUGCUGAUCCAGCGCAUCGUACGAGACAAGAAACGCUCCGGCAUCUUGGCCUCGUCCAUGUUGGGCUUCAUGCUCGUCGUGGGCCUCUUCAACCGCAUAACCUUUCCCGCUUUCCUGCUCCUUCCCUCGUUGCUUUUGUUGCCCCACUUCAAGCGCAAGCCUCUUUCCUUCGUCUUCCUUACGCUGUCCGCUUUCUUUGCAGCUUUUCUUGCCAUCUGCGUCGACACGGCCUCAUACACUCCUGGCGAUUUCACCCUCUCGAGCGUUCUCAGCAAGCCCGUCAUAACGCCAUUCAACAACUUCAUCUACAACUCCGACUCGGCCAACCUUGCCCAGCAUGGUAUACACCCACGUUACCAGCACUUCCUGGUCAACCUUCCCCAGUUGCUUGGACCCGCAUUCCCGCUCCUCUUCUUCCUCCGCCCAUCACACACAACGCCCAUUCUCGUCUCUGCCUUGUCCGGUGUUGCACUGCUCAGCAUCUUCCCCCACCAGGAAGCUCGAUUCCUGCUGCCCGCAGUUCCUCUGGUCCUCUCCUCCGUCCGUCUUCCAUUCAAUCCUGGAAUUAGGAAGCUAUUCACUGCAACUUGGAUCAUUUUCAACCUUGCUCUUGGCAUGCUGAUGGGCGUCUACCACCAAGGCGGCAUCGUGCCCGUGCAGAUGCACAUUGCAAAGACCAACGAAACGGUCACGCACGCCUUCUGGUGGAAAACAUACAGCCCACCGACUUGGCUGCUCAACGGCAAGAACGAGGAACUCACCACGGUCGAUUUGAUGGGCAUGCCAGGCGAGCAGAUGCUCGAGGCCAUCAAGACCGCUCUACCACCGUGUCGCACCCGCAAACCCCCCAAGCUCGAAGGGAGAGGCGCUACCUAUGUAAUUGCCCCUCGCUCCGCCUACCUUCUCACACCAUACCAGGAUCCAGCCCAGCGCAGAGAUCUCUCUCUCGAGGAAGUGUGGAGCUACACUCAGCACCUGAAUCUGGACGACAUGGAUUUUGGCGACGAUGGCGUGUGGCCGACGCUCAGCAGGGUGGUGGGCGAUCGCGGCCUGGUCAUCUGGCGCGCGACGCGCAAUUGCUGGGCCACCAACACCACGAUGACCCCUGCCUAG